Molecule: messenger RNA, 2785 nt
Organism: Cottoperca gobio
Lineage: Eukaryota; Metazoa; Chordata; Actinopteri; Perciformes; Bovichtidae
Gene: pkmyt1
Product: protein kinase, membrane associated tyrosine/threonine 1
Exons: 9
Coding region: 161-1918 (585 amino acids)
Biological process (GO): negative regulation of G2/MI transition of meiotic cell cycle; protein phosphorylation; meiotic cell cycle
Cellular component (GO): nucleus; cytoplasm
Molecular function (GO): ATP binding; protein kinase activity
Source: RefSeq, a predicted model, not a curated record
ACUGCGUAUCAUUUUCAGAAUUUGGCGCGAGGUAGUUACAUGCUGAACGGAGUACGAGCAGUUUGAUUUGUACACUAUCUGAGGCACUGUUUUGAAGACGGACGGACACUGGAUUAUGCUCACUAUCUUCAAAGAAAAGAGCUGAACAAAAAUCCACACAAUGUCAGUGGCAGUGGAAACCUCAGUGUCCAGGGUGCCUCUCCCUCUGCCCACCCACUUCUCCCAUGCUGAGCAGUCCUUCUCCCUCAAAAAGCGCCGUUUCCCUUUUUACUCGUCGUCCACAUCCAACUCAUCCUACUGUUCCCCUGCCCAGCUCUCACAUUCUCUGCCCCCACUGCCACCAUCCAAGGGAUGUCCCCCUCUGAGCAGGAUGUUCCCCCAGCCUGCAUCCCCCUGGACACCCCUGUCGUGUUCCCUGAGUAAGUCUCCCCCUCCGAAUGCUGUAUAUGAUCCAAGCAAACAGCAGUCAUAUUUCAGUCAGUGCUACACUAAUUUGGGCCUGUUGGGAAGAGGAUCCUUCGGAGAGGUUUACAAGGUGCAAAGCAACUUGGACGGCCGCCAGUAUGCAGUCAAGCGCUCUACUAAUCGCUUCAGGGGAAACGGUGAGAGAAACCGUAGCAUGAGGGAAGCCAGGAACCACGAGCGCCUCUGUCCCCACCCUCACAUCCUCAAUUUUGUGGCAGCGUGGGAAGAGUGUGGCCGACUGUACAUCCAGACAGAGCUGUGUAGCACCAGCUUGCUACUCCAUGCUGAGAACCAGCCUCCUGGCCCAGAUGAACCUGCAGCAUGGGCCUACCUGUGCGACCUCCUGUCAGCACUACAACACUUGCACUCUCAUGGCUUUGUGCAUUUGGACCUCAAACCCGCCAAUGUCCUUAUUACUGACUCUGGCCGCCUCAAGCUGGGGGACUUUGGGCUGCUGUUUGAGCUUAAACAGAAGAGCACAGAGUCUGUAGAGGGGAAAGUGAAAGACGACAUCCAGGAGGGAGAUCCCAGAUACAUGGCCCCUGAGCUGCUCCGAGGGGAGUAUGGACCCGCUGCAGAUGUUUUCAGUUUGGGUGUUUCUAUUCUGGAGCUUGCCUGUAAUAUGGAGGUUCCAAAUGGUGGAGAGGGCUGGCAACUGCUCAGACAAGGCUUCCUCCCCUCAGAGUUCACCAGAGGCCUGACAACCGAGCUUCAGACAGUGCUGCGGAUGAUGCUGGCCUCAGAACCAUCUGAGAGGCCGACGGUCUCUGAGCUCCUUGCUCUCCCGUCUGUUAGGAAACACAGGUGGAAGAGGCGUAUCUAUCUUAUGUUGGCGGAGACCACGCUAACACUGGUCUCCCUCUGUCAGUUGGUGGUGUGCUUUGGGUGUAGGCUCUUGUCCUUUUUUCCUCACUGGACCAAGCGAGUGCCCUGCACUCCUCCUAAGGGUAGCUGGGACAAAGCUUUAACCCUGCCGCUCAGUGCCAUGCAUGCUGACUCUGGGAGCCCAGAGGAUGAUGCAGUGUUUGUGUUGGAUCCCACAGACACAGAGAUGUCCCCCACCUUCUCACACAGGGUAAAAUCUAGACUGUCUGUGGAAAGCACCUCCACUCCUCUCCCAGGAUCCCCGAGACCCAAUCAUCGAAGUCCUGCCCACACACCCACUUACUCAAACCUGGGUGAUUGGUCCUCCUGUAUUUUAGCGCAGACCCCCUCCAGCAUUCACUCAAAUGGUUCUUGCCGCCUACUGACACCCAGAGCCAGCCCCAUACACGCAGAGCUUUGUGCAGACGGCUUGAAUGAAAACUCCACGCAGAGCCAACACUCUCCAUCCACCAAAUCCACGCAGCGUCGCAGCUGGGUCCGCACAGAGGAGCCUUUACCCCGACCCAACUUUGAACCAAAGAACCUGCUCAGUCUGUUUGAGGACACGACUUCAGAGGGACACCUAUGAGCAAAAGACCGUUUACAUUCAGGGGGGAAAUGUGUUUUCACUUCAAAAUGCCGGGUGAAGUUGGAACUUUUAUGAAUGUAAUUUAGUUCGUAUGAACUGUUUUUGCCAUUUUGUUACAGUCUUACAACAGCUUCUUUUAACGUUUAAUUAAAGCAAUAUAUUUAGGGUAAAAGAGAUGAACGUAUAAUCAGACCUUUAAAGCACUUUUUAUGUUUGUGUAAAUGCAAUCUGUUGCUGAAAUGACAAGUCAUGAUGUAUUGUGGAUAUAAGUUAUUAUUAGCUUGGUGCACUCUGAGUCAUUUACCUCAUGAGUCACAGAAGAAAAUAAAACAAAGGGAAACAGGAUAUAAACUUGUGGAAUAUCUUUUUAGUAGAAGGAACUUCAACAAAACAAUAAAAAACAGCUGUGAUUGGUGUGUGUUUGUGAGUCUGCAAUUAUACCUGUCAGUGAAAGGACGAUGACGACAACGUUAUUUGCACUGAAUCAGAUGUUAAUCAAAUAUAUAUGUGCAGUAUAUCAUAAGAUCAGCAGUGAAUGAAUGAAUGUAGAUGUACUCAGUAUGUCUGCACCAGUAGGUGGCAGUAACGCACUUCGCGCUGGAUGCCAGGCGUCUUAAAAAAAACCCAGGAAGAGGAUGUGGUUGACCUUUUUGUUUGUGCACACGAUACCCACAUCUAUCGGAAUAUUCAUUCAUACCAAACCUGUUUGAGACUCCGACUCCUUUUAUCUCGUGGAAACGCUACAUCUACAUCCGGUCUGCAAGUUCCUGAGAGAUUUAUCUAGGAUCACUAUUAUAAUCUGGGAUUCAUCAAAGAUUUCGACAAUAUUUAACGGAGUUACAUUAGGUUCACGCCAAUAAAGAUGUC